CCAACAGUUUGCUAAAGACUAUACGGGGGAUCUUUGUCUUGGUUUUGCGAUGGGUAAGUAGGUGAGUGAAUGCGGGUGCCGCACCAGACUCCGGCGUUCAUGUUUGGAACUCUGCAAUGCACGUGACAUCUGUUCUACUCUGAACAUAUAGGAUCCCAUAUUUUAUCAACCGGGUGUGUCAGCCCAGAUGAACAACGUAUAAUAUGUGCAAGGGAGAGUCGGGUAAUGACGGUGGUCUAUCACAAUGGACGUUGCCUCUCUACGGAUUGAGCUUCGGGACAGAUUAUACAAACUUGUCAAGGGGUUUGUUUGAUUAUUCCCACCACGAGGCAUUACUGAGCGAGCGGUAACAUUUCAUAAAUCGAAUUACGUGAGAUCGGGGAGGUGCCGCUGUCUAUUUGUGCAUUGUGACAUCAUUACGUAGCCAUUAGCGCGACUUCCCGAAAAUCAAAUCACGAAGUAAUUCACACGUUUAUGUUUGUUGCGUUAAAAGUCUGUUGAUUAAAUACUUCGCUGUUGGACGCGCAGACACGCACGCUCCGAACCGCAUUCAAUCGUCGAGCACGCAAAGGCCCAGCUAACCCGAAACACGACGUUCCUCUAACGGGCACUUUUACAUAUAAACAGAUCGCGUUGCACGCUGUUUGUUUGUCCCACGUUUCCGCGGGCCUUCGGCCGGCGCAACGCAUCGCGCGCGUGAAGAUAUGGUGCCAAAACCGAGCGCCGUUCCGCGGCAAUUUAACGCUUUUUUUGUUUGUUUGUGAGAAACACAAAAAAAUGUAAGCCAGGGCACGUCGCGGCAACAGCGCGCGCCGCUCUCGAGCGUUCUUCACCGUGACGACGCACGCGUGUGCACGAGUACCCGGGUCGCUUGGGUGAUUAAUCCGUUUGUUUGUUUGUUUGUUUUGCCACGAUUUGGAAUCGCGUCCAGCUAAGCGUUCCGUGUGCUCACCGCUGAGUCGCCGUGCACGCAACCCACGGGGUUUCACUUCCCCGGCGCAGUCGCUCAGUGACUCGGCAUUGACCAAAGCUCGCGCGCCACGUGCCGAUGCAAGUGGCCGUUAAAGGCCCCGCGACACCUUUAGUCGUUCACGAGAGGCGGGGGCAUUUUGAGCAACAACAACAAAAAGUCCAAGGAGCUACGCGGGCGUGAUGCUCGCUGUGUGCUCGGCCGAUUCUCAAGCGGCUGGGCUCCAGCUCAAUCGGAGUGGCGCCUUCCCAUCGUGCCGAGCGGCGUAGCGAGGUAAACACCCCUGCACCCAGCACGCGGCGCGCAACGCAGAGGAGCGAGGACAAACAGAGAAGCCCCGACUGACGAUGCCAGCACCCUCUUCGUACGCUCGCUCAGUCGGGCGGUUUAGCGGAGGAGGAGGAAGAGGAGUAAGAAGAAGAGGAUCCCACUCGCCAGACCCGGUAGGGGACUCGAACCCGGACGGGCCCCGCGGCCUCUGCGUGAACGUGGGUGGUAGCAAGCACUUCGUGCCCCGCGAGCUGCUCGAGGCUCAUCCGGACAGCCGCCUCGGGAGGCUGGCGGCCAGGUCGUCCUCCCACUCGGGCGUGACGUUCGGCGACCCCCUCGAUCGCUCGGCCGUGACCGCAGCGGGAGGCCCCGAGGCGGUCGCGCCGGAGGGACCGGCGGAUGGCGCUGUGCUCGGCUCGGCCGCCUUCGUCGAUCUGUGCGACGACGCGGACCCCUCCUCGCGCGAGUUCUUCUUCGACCGCAGCGCCGAGACGUUCGGCUACGUCCUCGCCUUCUACCGCACGGGCCGCCUGCACGUGCACGAGGGCCUCUGCGCCGCCGCCUUCCUGCAGGAGAUGGAGUACUGGGGCAUCUCGGAGCCCAGCCUGGCGCGCUGCUGCCGCGACCGCUUCGGGCGCAAACGCGACACCAUCCUAAGCACCGCGGCGGCUCAGCAGCAGCAACAGCAGCAGCAGUUCCCCACCGAGGAGUUCGGUUCGAAGCAGCAGGCGCAGGAGGACGAGGAGCGGCAGCUGCUGCUGACCGAGGGCGCGCGGUGCGGCCCGCUGCGGGUGCGUGUCCUCGAGCUCCUCGAGAGCCCCGAGUCGUCGCGGACGGCGCGCGCCGUGUCGCUCCUCUCCGUGAGCUUCGUGCUCCUCUCGGUGGUCAACAUGUGCCUCAUGACGGCCUACGAGGGCGCCGCGGCGCAGGAGGCGUUCGCGGCGCUCGAGAGCGCCUGCACCGCGUGGUUCACUGUCGAGUUCUCGUGCCGCGCCGCGUGCGCGCCCCGCAAGCUGCGCUUCCUCGCGCGCUUCUCCAACGUGGUGGACCUGCUCGCGAUCGCGCCCUACUACAUCACGGCGCUGAUCGAGAGAGUCCAACAGCAGCAGCAGCAGCACAACUCAGGGGCCGCCGCUGCCGCCGCCGAUGCUAGCGGCGGCGGUGGUGGCGGCGGCGGUGAUCUCGGCAACGCGGGACGCGCGCUGCAGACUGUGCGCCUCCUUCGCGCACUGCGCCUCCUCAAGCUGGGGAGGCACUCCACGGGGCUGCGCGCGCUGGGCACGACGCUGGCGCGCUGCUACGAGGAGGUGGGCAUGCUCAUGCUCUUCCUCUCCGUGGGCAUCUCCAUCUUCGCGGCGCUGGAGCACGCGCUCGAGGGCUCCGAGCCCAACUCGCUCUACCCGAGCGUACCCGCCGCCUGGUGGUGGGCCAUCGCCUCCAUGACCACGGUGGGCUACGGCGACAUCCGGCCCGACACGGCGGCGGGCAAGGCGGUCGCCUUCCUCUGCAUCCUCUUUGGCAUCCUGGUGCUCGCGCUGCCCAUCGCCACCAUCAACGACAAGUUCUCCGAGUACUACGUGACGCUGCGGGCGCGUGACUCGUCGGCGCGGCAGGGCAAGACGCUGCGCAGGCUCGCGCGGAGCCUCUCGCAGGAGCGCCUCGCCGCCGCCGCCGCCGCGGCCACCGUGGCCGGCGCCGGCGGCGACGGCGGGAGGAAUCUGCGCGACGCGUACGCCCGGAGGGUCGUGAGGCUGCUGCGAGGCAGCGGUGGCGGCGGCGGCGGCGGCGCCGCCGGAGCACAGGACACAUGAGACGGCUCUCCGGUGUCGUCGCCGCGCCCUUGCCUGGCCGCGCGAGACGGCGUCCACGCUCCGCGCGCCGCUCGGAUCUUCGACCGUUCGAGCGACUUUUGAAGAGGAGGCCGCGAGACACGGGGCUGGAGGGAGCUCCCAGCAGCCGGAGCGAAAACGUUGGACGUCAUGCAGAAGGGUGCGCGUGAUUAAGCAACCGCCCAACGCUCGCGCGGGGUGGCUCGAAGGGGCUUCGUGGUGGAUCAAGGGACGUGACCGUCACGUGACGCAAGUGCCUGGAGGAGAUGUCGAGAAGGGAGCGUGGAUCUGAGUGGAAUCUCCCCGUCCGCAGGGGCCCGCUCGGACGGCCGCCUUAACACGCGAGUCUGCGGCCGAGGGCUCAACAGUCUCCGAGACGCAAGUCGCUCGCGACCGUUCGAGUUGUGGGGCCCUCCAUGCCUGCCGCUCGACCGGCUCUUUGCAGGCUUGGGACAUCGGCAGCUUCCGUCCUAUUGAAUUUAAAACAUCUAUCCCAAGAAAUCUUUACCGACGGUCGGGAUUGUCCCCUUUAGAGGGGAGGCACUUUCACCAGUAAGUGGCCCCCGAUCUAGAAAUUUCAAGGCUGUACCUUUACCAUCACCACGUUUUUCGAUGUGUGGGGACGAACUUUGUCGCCAACCGGAGGACAAUCGCAGAGGGAGAUCUCAAACGCCGCUAAAACGAAGGCGGCUGACCUUUAACUUGUCCCACUGCAGCGGUGUUCUUCACUGCAAGGCCUGCGGGCCACUGGCGGUCCCUGGUGGCCUUUAGUGCGGCCCCUGAUGUGUGACCCCCGACAUUACACAGCAAGUGAAAACACCCCGAUCGUGCUGCUGUUAAACCCCCAAUGGUUUCAAAUGGUGUGGCGGCCCUCACACCGCUGAUGAUGUCUUCUCGACGAAAGUGCUCCCUGCCCCCUACCCCCCACCUCUGCAAAGUAGUCAGGAAUCCUGGUCUAGUCGGUCAACGGAUUCCACGAACGCUGGGACAUCAGUUGCCACUGCUCAGUCCGUCACCACCGGCCGCCAGAGCGUGACCCGAGCACCGGGGGAGGGGGGGGGGUCUGUGCGGUCCACUCAGGUACCGUGGGUGGCUGCGACAAGAAUUCAGGGUUGGGUAGCAGUAAUGCUGCACAGAUAGCCCUACUGGGAGCAUACUUGCUGUGCUGUUUGCUGCCUUAUACAGGCGCUGCCUGGCUUCCUUGAAUGUUGAGCUGUGAAAUUAAUCCGUGACCUCGCAGCCAACUACAUUUGACCUUUCAUUAACCAAGGAGUUGCGCUCCCCUUUGCAACUCCGUCCGCAUACAGAGUGGUGUUGCAAUUAUCACGCACGCACGCGCACACGCGCUCGUGCGUGCGCGUGCGUGUGCGCGUGCACCUGUUUAAACUGCUCGGUAUAUUCACGCACGUGUUUUAGGUUUUGCUGGCAGAUGCUGUGUGUCCGUCCCUUGAGCAGUGCCCAGUCUUGCUGAUCGCUGUUGUCAGACAGGAGCCCCGUUGUUGCAACAUUGCUGACAAGCACAAGAGCACGCGCGCGUGUGUAACGGGGAGUGGUGGAGCAGCGGUUAGCGCGCUGCGCUACGAACCCGACGACCCGAGUUCGAUUCCCGCUCACGGCCAACACCAAGUGACAAUUAUCCGAACCGGUCCUGGGCCUCCCCUAAGUCGGCUCAGUCUCAAAUGAGCACCUGGUGUGAUGUGUAAACAUCGCCACUGGGGAGACAAAGGCGGCCGGGCGUUGUGCUGGCCACCGACCCCGUCGUGUGCCGCACUGGCCUUCAUAGGUGCUCGCUAACAGCACUUGCCCCAACAAUCUAUUAAGGCUAUACGGGGGAGGGGAGGGGGGAUCUUGGUGGACGCAGCUGCCCCAUACCAUCCAAGCCCUGAUUGGCUGCCGGUUCACUUAAAGGCUCCCUUGACCUCUCUCAACUAGAGACUACGAAUUGUAAGCGGCACGUUCUCGCGACACCACCUACGGGCAGUGGUUCCAAACCUUUCCGCACCCCCCCACCACCCCCCGCUGCGCCACACCGUCAACAUUGCAAAACGUGUCGGCGGUAAGAACAAAGAGCGGUCCGUGAAACAAAAACAAACAAAACACAACCCAUCGCAUCUGCAACAGUUCCACGGACCACUUACCACGGCCUUGCAGAGUCGCAGUAGUUUGUUGACCUGCCCCACCCUCGCCUCCGAUUAGCACGGUGGGAUACGUACGGAGGGAAAGAGGUACACACACAGGUUGGGAACUUCUGCCUUUGGACGUUUACGGUGGUCCCGCUAUAAUCCGUGUACCCAUUCCGUACGUUGCCCCUGCCUCGACAGCCCCUGUUUUGGAAGCUCCGUCUCGUCUGAUCUUGAGCUUCGUGUCUCGCGUGAAGGUUUUCGUCGAAGUCUUUUGUCGAGUUCCACGUUCGCCACUGGUGCCUGCCGCCAAUGCUGGCCGAAGCGACUCGGGUGCAAUCGUCCAAGGAUGGGGGGGGGGGGUUACAGAAUCGGAAUAUCAGAAUAUUUAUACUGGAGGAGGAAUCCGAUGAGCUAUGAAGCUCUUUUUCACAGAUGUCCAGUCGGGGCAUGUCAGAACGUUACAACAACAAACACUGCACAAAACAUGAUAGGAGUGCAAUAUAUAGGCAAGGUUAACAAAUCAAUAAAAAUAUACAGAUUCAAGUAAACAAUUGACUUCAUUAUAUAUAAUUAGGUAAAGGCCCACUGAGCCAUUGGCUUAUUUUUCAGGAGCGACCUGGCCACAAGUGAUAGCUCAACGAAGUGGCUUAUCAUGUGGAAAUCCACAGCAGCAAAAUAAUCUAUAUAUUCUAAUUGCGGAGGGGAAAAAGCGAAGGACCCGGAGAAAAUAAUCCACGUCGACCACGGGGAAAACACGCAAACUCCAAAUAUACAGCAGGCGUCAGGGUCGGGAUCGAGCUCCCGACCUUCCGCAUACCAGGCAAGGAAGAUGACACCCACACCAUCGUUGGUCCGCUGAUUAUAUUGCUCGGAGCAACCAAAAGGCCACGAGGCAAGAGCGAUUGCACCCAAGAUAUACUUUACUGAAAGGUCCUGGGAAUCCUCAGUGAAUCGAUGUAUUGCUGGAAGUCGACUGUGGCAUGUGGUCUUGCCUGUGGAUUCGCAGCUGAGAAUGUAAGCGUUGAGAAGUCUCGUUUGAGUCUGGACAUAGGCCUGUUGCCCCGUGCGUGCAGACAUAUUUAUCACACCCUACAGAGAGACGGGUAAUGGGGUUUCCCAUAACUCUGUGCUGUGACGCCCACGCAUUAGCUGUGCAUUCAAUUUGCUUUCCUAGACUUGCACUUUAAAUGUAUCGUACGUUCACCGUUCAUGUCGUGUUCAGAGGAAGUGUAACGUGUCUGUGAAUUUGCACAAUUCUGUGGUAACCGCUCCUUCACGGUGGCAGCGGGCAUAACAUGAACGGCGUGAGAAACCAUUUGA
Petromyzon marinus (sea lamprey) is the source of this 6512-nucleotide messenger RNA. RefSeq names its product potassium voltage-gated channel subfamily V member 1. NCBI's taxonomy places the organism in Eukaryota, Metazoa, Chordata, Hyperoartia, Petromyzontiformes, Petromyzontidae. The record is from RefSeq and is a predicted model, not a curated record. Gene Ontology annotation, molecular function: voltage-gated potassium channel activity; protein binding. Gene Ontology annotation, biological process: potassium ion transmembrane transport; protein homooligomerization; action potential. Gene Ontology annotation, cellular component: membrane; voltage-gated potassium channel complex.